GCACAAUUAAAAGUUACGCAUAAAUUUUUUCAGUUGAACUUGAGAGACUGUCGUAUUAUUUUAACGAGUUUGUCAAACUCCAUGAAAGUUCUGAGUUUGCAAAGUAAUCCAAAUUGCGCGAUAAAGUAUCCAACCGGCAUUCCAAUAUUUUUCCACGAAGCAGUUAGAAAAGUCAGUUGUAAUUUAUUAGAAGUUUCCGCAAUAUCGGCGGUUAACAUACCAUCUGUUAGCUAACAAUAGAUGUUGACCUUGAAGGCUUUUACGGAGGAGUUUUCGCUCGAAAGGGUAGGAAAUAAUUACGUUCGAGUCAGUAACCCGGGCGUGCGUUAUUGAUGGACUCGCGCGGGCGGCGGCGGCGGCGAGGCGCGCGGUAAGUGGGUCAGGGUAGGAGAUGGGAGCGCGCAGCCGCCGACUCACUGCGCCCUCAGCCUUCAGCCAUGGCGGACGCGCCGCCUGAAGUCCUCGAGUUGAAUGUGGGCGGCGUGCAUUACGCCACUACACGCGACACCCUCCUGCGCGAACCCGAAUCGCUUCCCGCCGCCGCGCUGCGCGACCCCGAGCAUCCACGUGACGCCCGCGGGCGCAUCUUCUUCGACCGCGAUGGUGUACUCUUCCGCUAUGUAUUGGAUUAUCUCCGAGACGGCGGUCUCGUUCUCCCAGAAUGUUUCAGAGAACACAAGCGACUCGCUCGCGAGGCGAAACAUUACAGGUUAGUCGGAUUAGAGAAUGCAGUGCGAGAAGCAGAUCCUAGGCCGCCUAAUCGUGAACGCGGUUGCAUCACCGUCGGAUACCGAGGUAGCUUUGCGUUCGGUCGUGAUGGAUUGGCUGACGUCAAAUUCCGCAAACUAUCACGUAUUUUGGUUUGCGGAAAAGUAACACUUUGCCGAGAUGUCUUCGGGGAAACUCUGAACGAAUCUCGAGACCCCGAUCACGGGUUGGCAGACCGAUACACGUCGAGGUUUUUCUUGAAACAUUCAUUCAUAGAACAAGCAUUCGAUAUGUUGCAAGAGAACGGAUUCAAACUGACUGCUAGUUGUGGCAGUGGCACUGCUGGCGGAGCUGCUGAAUUAAAACCUGGUGUUGACUCUGAAGAAAACCGCUGGAAUCACUACAACGAGUUUGUGUUUGUGCGUGAAUAAGUUCACUUUGUAGUAGUAGCAUGUGAUAACGAGUCAGCUGAGCCUUCACGAGCCACGUGUACUGUUAUCAGUGGACGGCAAUAAUAUGAGAAUAGUAUUCCAGGUAAUGAGAUUGACGAAGUUUAAUAAACUGAAGUAUCUAUCUUGAAUCAUUGUUAAAAUAUGUAUACUUUUUGAAUAUUUCAUCUUAAAAGAACUUAUGAUUUAUGUUUUAAUAAAUUAGGAUUUUAAAUGGAAUUACCUCAUAAUUACUUUAUAUAAAAGUUAGUAUACGAAAAUUAUUUAUUAUACCGUUAGAACACUUAGAACAACCACGGUUAAGUUUGUACACAGAUAUUUUGUAAUUGUUUGAAGUUUUAAAGUUUCCCCUGUUAUAUAGAUAAUGAGAACUUACCUAUAAUCGUGUAUCAAAUAGUUAGUAUUAAAUGUAAAAAUAUAUAAAAAAAAAAAACUAGCAGUAGUGAAUUACCUAUUCCUUUAUAGAAUGAAUUUCUGUACUUAUUGUUACAAUGGCAGUUCUAAUCUAAAUUAUUUUGUAUUGACUUUAUAGUGAUAAAAAGUAUCUUGUAAAGUAUUUUGAAUAUUAUGACAUUGUGGGCCAUGGUUUUUGAUAUAAAAUAUGCCAAAUUAUGAAUUAAAACAAGUCUGACAAAUGCAUACACUUUUAUUCUGCUUCAGUAAGAAUUAUAAUGUAAUAUUUUUAUUCAGUGUACCAAUAUUGUUAUAUUUGUGUAAAUUUAUGCAUGAUAUAUAUAUAAUUUAUACAUGUUAUAUGAAUGCCUACUGAUCUGAUCAAAGCAUUAAAAUCUUACUUCUAAAAAAAUAACCGUUUGUGAAACUAACAAAAAGUAAUUAAAGCGUGUGUUAACUAACUGUCCCUAAAAUAAAAGAGCUGGAUUUUUUUUAUACAAAGCCGGUGCAUAUAUGAAUGAAAUUACGUCACAUAUCGUGAGUAGCGGUACGUCAGAAAUGACGAAUUUCAAACUUGUACACUCACUUGACGGAACAUCCGUUGCGUAAUAACGUAUACUUCUGUGAAUCGCAUGGAUCUUUCGUCAGAUUUGCACCAACCCUUAGUUUCUUAAAAAUAAUGCUAACAUUAUUAUUAAAUAUUUUACACUUAAGUCUUGUAUUCCUUUUUUUUGUUAGUUAUGUCGCCACAGCAUGACUGCUAUUCUGUAAUCAAUCUCGGAACUUUACGUCGACAGCGCUGUUACAGCAUAAAGGUUCAAUGAAAUAGGAAUUUUAUUACCUUUUGAAGUAGGUUUUAUUUGAUUAAACUUCUAGUCGGUGGCUUCAAGUUUUACGCUUGAUUUUUUUACAAAAUAGCAUUUUUUACUGGCUGCGUGUAGAAGGGCUGAUCUUGAGAAUAGUUUUCAAAGUAUUCGUAAUGGAAAUCCACAAGGUAACGCCUAAUUCUAUUGAUUAUUUUUUUACAGAAAAAUAAAACUGCACUAUGGAACAUAAAACAUUCACUUUCGGACAUUUUUUAAUUGUCUAUUUAAUUUUGGUAAUGUGUAAAAUAACGUGUUAAACAAUCUGUGGCUAAUUGCUGGCAGGCUGGUGUCAAGGUGUCACCAUAUCUGAGGUCCCAGGUUUGAUUCCCAGUCGCGGCAAUGCAGAUAACGAACUUUUCUAUUUUGUGCUGUAGUAUCUUUUUGGGUUUCCAUAAUACAAAUGCUAAUAGCUACUUGAUUUGAGAUUUCAGCAUUGUACACACGGAUUAACGUCAGGUUACCACAAUAUGACAAAUAUCCACAAUUAGAUUUCAACUUGAGUAGCUCGGUGGGAUAGUGGAUAAGCGCCGUGGCCCGCGAUCGUAAUCGUUAAGCAACUUUCGCAAGGGUCGAUCACGGGAUGGGUGACCAAAAAAAUUAUUAUCUCGAGCUACUCCGUGCUUCGAAAGGCACGUUAAGCCGUUAGUCCCGUCUGCAUUUGCAGUCGUUAAUACCCUCCAAUCCGCAUUGGGCCAGCGUGGAGGAUCAUAGCCCAUCCUCCUUAACCAUCCAUAAGGAAGGCCUGAGCCCCUGCAGUGGGGACGUAAAAGGGCUGGUGAUGUGGUGAUGUGAGAUUUCAACUCGCCUCUCAAUACAUUAAGGUUUAAAUUCAAUAACGCAAAACUUUUCAUUGAACAUGGAAAGCAAUUAUAGAAGUGUGGGAGAAAGUUGAAAAUAACUUCCUUCAUUACACUUUAGAUCGUUAGCGUACGAAUUUAUUUAGCAAAUCUCCUUCCGCAAAUUAUGGCGCGAAAAUGUAAGUUGCCAUUUUGUUUUUACAUUUUGAAAAGUCGCAAAGUCGAAUUUAUAUAAUCGCUACCAUAUCAUUAGUAUUACCUAGAUAUUUGAAGUCGAUCUUCCAAUCAUCUUCCGAAUCAUUUCAGUAGUUAUUUUGACUAAAAAUCUUAUGUUUACUAUCCAGAAUUGUUAAUUCUGUAUUAAUAGUUAAUAUGUAGGUAUUUACUGAAUGGAACUUAUAGUGUUGUAAGGAAUAUAGAGUCCCAGGUUGGAUUUAUUUUUGGUUCUUUGAUAUAACAAAUUAACUUUUCUAUAUUGUCUCGGGUCUGGCUGUUGUGUUAUCUACAUUGUUUCAGAUGUCCAUAAUUCAAGUAAUUCAUUUGAGAUUUGAGCUAUGUAUGUAAUGUUAUCUAAUAUUUAUUUCUAUAAUGCCUACUUCUAAACUACUGGUCGUGUAAUUUUCGAUCUACAAUGAGACGCAGUGUGAAUUAAUUACAAUAAAGUUGCCAACCGUCCUAUUUUCCCAGGACAUGUAUCAGUUUUCAUAGUGUCAAAGGAUACCCUUGAUGGUUUUUAAGUUGCGUUUUGGGUUUAUAAGCAUCCAUUCUGGAUUUCAAGGCACCUGGAAAUGGUCAAGUA
Molecule: messenger RNA, 4012 nt
Organism: Diatraea saccharalis (sugarcane borer)
Lineage: Eukaryota; Metazoa; Arthropoda; Insecta; Lepidoptera; Crambidae
Source: the annotation of a GenBank genome assembly